Cataglyphis hispanica is the source of this 10163-nucleotide messenger RNA. Its product is annotated as aryl hydrocarbon receptor nuclear translocator-like protein 1. The record is from RefSeq and is a predicted model, not a curated record. Gene Ontology annotation, cellular component: nucleus; transcription regulator complex; aryl hydrocarbon receptor complex. The coding region runs from base 1559 to 4366 and encodes 935 amino acids. The transcript is spliced from 15 exons. Gene Ontology annotation, biological process: regulation of transcription by RNA polymerase II. Gene Ontology annotation, molecular function: RNA polymerase II cis-regulatory region sequence-specific DNA binding; DNA-binding transcription factor activity, RNA polymerase II-specific; protein dimerization activity. NCBI's taxonomy places the organism in Eukaryota, Metazoa, Arthropoda, Insecta, Hymenoptera, Formicidae.
GAACGCGCCGCGAUGUAGUCGUAUUCGCAUCGCUCCGUAUUUAUCGCGAUUAUUUCCGCGUAAAAAUGAAUCGCAAGUGUCUCAAAACAAGCAUCAGACAUUCGUAUUACCGUAGUAGACACUGCUAUUAAACGUCAAUAUCGCGAUAUCGACGGAUCGGUUCUAUCUGAGAUCGUAAAAAUAUCUACAAUUUCUCUGCAAAAAUUGUAAUUUCGCGAUUCGUAUAUCGUACGAACAUAGUCGCUGAAUUCGUAGCGACUACGUCACGCUCGCGAACCGUCAACCGUCAAGUACGACGACGGAAUCGACGGAAACUAUAUCGCGACAACAAGAAACAUGGCGGCAUUGCGCAGCUCCGAACGCGAAGAGGUUGGGGCUGGUUAAAAGCGCACCUUCUUAUACGCAUUAUUACACGCGUAUCGCAUACAGCGCGACGCCCGCGAGCCGCUUUGACAGAAUCGGGAGAGUGAACACGCGAUGAGCGCGCGCCGCGCUCUGUGACAGAUUAUGUGCGGUGUUUUGUGACGAAAAAGAAAUCCGCCGACCUGGGAAAUCUAUCUAUAUACGUCCGGAGAGUAUCAUCGCACGCGCAUCGACGACGUACAAUUAUUAUUCGACAGUCUCUCCAGUUUCUGUAAGGAAAACUUUGAAAAAUGAAGGAUGAUGUGGACGAAGAUGACUCUGGCAUCUCCUCAGGCACGUCCUCUUCAGGUACGUCCGUACCUGAAAGCACCGUUUCAUAUGGAGUUGUUGACGCACCAAUUUGUGACGCAGUGUCAAAAUCGUUGUCAACUCCCGGCGAGCAAUUUGCGGAUGGUAGGGAGAGCUGUAAGUGUUAGCCUAUCUUGUUGACAAUCACGGACUAUCAAAGACCGGCGAAAUUCAUAGAUCAGUGAAGACCGCAUCGAAAAAGAACACACUAGUCUCAACUUACUUUGCAAGUUCUAGUGAUACGGUGCUUGCGCAUUUGUGAAAGGACACAAUACCGUGUGCGUCGAAAGGAAUAUUUCUACUUGCGUAGAAAUGACGGAAGAUUCCGCGUCGGUAUCUCGCUGAUCGGUUAAUGAAGCUCGACGAUAUUCACGAAACGAGAGAACUUUAUCAUCGCGCGAGGAAGCUCAUCGAAUAAUAAAGCGCGAUUAAUCGCUGACAAAUCGGCUGAUUUUAAUUUGUCUGGCAAACAAGUUAUCGCUGCUGCUGCAACUCGUCGUGCGGUCCAUCGAUUACGCAUCGAUGUUGACGAGGCAUCUUUAGAUCACGCUGUCUAGAUCUUCCAUAAUCUAGUAAACGACAUUGGAACACCUACUGCAAACUGCGAGCAAUAUUUACCAGUGUUACCGAUUGCGAGUAUUCGACAAACAAUAAACAACGAUAACUAUAAAUAAAGUGUUAAUAACAAUCAUCGUACUGUGACGUUAAAACUGCGAUUAAAAAGUUGCUAAAGAUCGUUUUCGACGCGAUGACCAACAACAGUGGGCGAAUGUACUUUAUCCAAAUGCAGGGAUGAGAGAACUCUUUGAGAAAAAAAAAAUAUAUAUAUAUAUAUUUGUAUAUCUCAAUGGAAAAGUGCGUCUCUUUCGUGAGAUACAACAUGUGGCAGCAACAACAGCAGCAGCAACAGCAGCAAGCGUACUUGAGGAGUUUGCCCUCGCAGCAUCUGCAACAACAGACUCUUCACCCGGCAAUCAUAGGCACGGACGACCGCGUGCAUCGACAACAUCAUCAACAUCAUCAUCGCGCCACCAUUAUGGAUCUGCCGGUACCAAGUAACCCACGUGCAUCGCGAAACAUGGCAGAAAAGCAACGUCGCGACAAUCUCAACACAAAUAUCUCGACGAUGGCGUCCCUUGUGCCGAUUGUCGCUGGAAGUUCGAGAAGGAUGGACAAAAUAUCCAUUCUAAGAUUAGCUGCCGCCUUCCUGAGAAUACAAUACAUAUUCGGACGUCGCUCGAUGAAUUUUCUUUCCCAACAGUUCAAUGAGUUCGACUUGGAGCAAUACUUUGUCGACCAUAUAGUUGACAGCGAAGGGUUCUUCCUCAUAGUCACGGCAACAGGGAAAAUUGUCUACGUCAGCCGACAAGUGGAGCAUCAUCUCGGCCAUGUCCAGAACGAAUUGCUGGGUCAAUCUCUGAUCGAUUUCGUCCAUCCCGAUGAUCAUGAUGAGCUUAAGCGAAACCUUAUAUCCGACGACAUGCAACUUACGACGACAUCCUCGCCAACUGGGUCCGACUUGCACGAUUACAAUUCCAGCUCCUCCGACGAUUCGACGACAAAUCACAACAGAGCAAACGAGAAGAAUAAGCAAUUCCACGAGCAGAGGCGGAGGUUUAAGAUUCGCAUAGCUCAGCGCAUCGUGAAUAGACGUGAACACACGCAAUACGAAACUUUUGACAUUUCGGGAGUCCUGCGGCUCGCGGAAGCUUGCAAGAACGCAGAUAACAACGGGAACCGAGGGAGACAUCGAGAGAUAACGGGCACCAGCAACGACAUUAUUUUCGCUGGCGUAGCGACCUUACCGAAGAAACGUCCCAUCACCGAAUUGUCAAUAAUGGAUGCCACGAAAGAUGAAUAUAUGACACGGCAUUUGGUCGACGGACGUAUCGUCUAUUGCGAUCAUAGGGUGUCCAUCGUUGCCGGCUAUUUAUCGGAGGAAGUAUCUGGUCAGAAUGCGUUUGGCUUUAUGCACAAGGCUGAUUUAAGAUGGACAAUGGUCGGCCUACGGCAAAUGUACAGUCAUGCCGAAACGUGUGGCACGUCGUGCUACAGAUUACUCACAAAAUCCGGUAAAUUCAUCUAUCUGAGGACACAUGGUUACUUGGAGUUCGAUAAGAACACGAAAACGGUGGAAUCUUUCGUUUGCAUUAACACCUUGGUAUCGGAAAAAGAAGGUAUUCAACUAAUAAAAGAGAUGAGAGAAAGAUUCGCCGCGACUCCAGCUAGUAAAGGUCUUAUAAAGAAUUUCGACAUAAAUUCACCGAUAGAAUUGGAUUUGAGCCAAUUAUCGAAUCCAGAAGGCAAUCUCGAAGAAAAAUCACAGCUUGAAGAAGCCAUCAAUCACUUAAUUAGAGACUUACCUUCCGCAUCGGAUGAUAAUCCCUCACCUUCGCCGAAGACCAUCAUAUUGUCUCCUGAUACGCUACCAUUCGCUGAGCAAACAAAUAAAGUUGAUGUCGAUAAGAUUGAUUCUUGCACCGUUUUGCAAGGCAAAGAUGAUCAAAUUCCGAAGCAAGAAUCUAAGGAACAUAAACAUACAUUGGAAAAUAAUAAUGUCAGUAGCGCGGAGCAAUGCCCAAUAUCGGAUUCAGAAAGCAUGAUGAAUGACGCGCAUAAUAAUCAUAAUAACGUCCAGAAUGUCGAUAUGUCUGUACAAUCGAACAUUCUUGCGACCACUUGCGAAGCUAAUAUGAAUCCUUGUCAAAGCGUACCUCUUAAUCAUAUAUCACGCUUGGAUGUGUCUCAAAACGUGAAUGGUUUGAACGCACAGGUUAAAAUAGAGCAGCGCGACAAUGUGCUGUCACCAAACGCUCUGCGCGAGAAUGACAUUAAGCUAAAACGCGGGAUCGAGACCUUCAAUCAUCAAACGCAGGAAUUAGUAGUGCAAUACUUUGAUGACAGCGCGAGCGACAGUUCGGUAAUUUCACAAGGGAUCGAAACACACAAUCAACAAUCAAGGUAUAUGUUGAAGAGAGUAUGUAGCGACGAAGAUCUUCCGGCAAUACACAGCAAGAGGAGGUCUAACAAUAUGUUGUAUGCAUCGACGAAUGCCAACGACGAACAACAAUACGUUUCUUAUGUGAACUGUGGGACUUUUACCACCGACGACAAGUAUUCGGCAGUCAAAUUCAAUCAAUACUAUGAUGUUAACUCGCAGCCACUGCUCAUUGCGGAGUCACCCAAUUCAAGUCUUGAUCACGAAAUCGAAACAGAAUUUCAUCAGCUGGUAGAUCCCGCCGCAACGAAUAUCGACGAAGAACAGUAUUUGCAGGAUCUUAAGAACUACAUCGCCCAAAAUUCGGACCUGAGUUCACAUUCAGAGAUCAUGAAGAUAUUUAAUAAUCUUCAUAAUGGGUCUGUAAUAGGUUUUGAAAAUCAUUUUAAUGAAGCAAAAUUACAGCAGUUUUCACCUGACCAUCAAAUUGUCAAUGAUCAGAUAAGACGCACGUGUCGCCAAUUAGCGAGCAAUAUAAAGUUACAAGAGUCCCAAAUCAAUAUGUUGGCAAGUGUCAAAAAUUCGGUCCUUCAUGCUCAGAGAGAGAACUUAUCACAAUUACAGAUUGAGCACAACAUGCAAAAGCAAAUGCUUAAAACUUUGCAACAAGAUCAUCAUAAAAUGCAAAUUCAUACCAAACACAACUUCGGAAUAUAAGAAAUCAGAUACUUUUCCAGAUCGUUUCACGAAUUUUACUGAAACCAAUGCAAGAAGUUCAAAGCGAGCUUAAUAGAAUACUCUUCGGAACUGUGUAUUAAUUGAUAAGAAAUAAGCUUUAAAAAUUAUUUUUUUUGCGAAAGAUUUCAACAAAGAUAUCGGCGUAUGUGCAAUUUGCAUAAUAUUCCUUGUAUUGUGGUAUUGUAUUUCUGGGAUAUUUCUUCGUUUUCGCGAAUUACCGAUAUCACAAAUAUAUUAUAAAAAUGUCUAGAUAACCGUGCCAUCGGUACAAACAACGAACAGAGAUUUGCAUCAGCGCAAAUAUCGCAUGUGAAAUUGCUCAGUUCACGAAGAAUCAAGGUAGGUGUUUAGAUAUGCUGAUGAUUUAUCUAUCACUAAAGCAAUCUGCUUCAAUCUAUAUUUUCCAUCCACCAGAAAUGGAAAAGAAACGAGUGAGAAAAGACAUGGGUAAAAGAACUCGCAUAGAGAAUGUCGAGUGAUUAACGUAUAUAAAUGUUUUUUUUUUUCCAUUUUUUGAACUCUGUACGACUAAGAACUCUUAUGAGUUGCCGUAUGAAAAAUCAUGCACUUUGCUCGCUAAUCGAUCAUGCAGAUCGUAUAAAACCGUCGCUGAACGGUCCGUUAUAAAUAACAGUCGCUCUUUAAGCAGAUUUCCUGCAGCGACUGAGUGUUACACACAGUUGAUAAUUUUCAAAUUUUAUGGUAGUAAAUCUGUACAUAUAAUAUACAUUCGAUUUUAAUGUUAUGCGGUGCUUUACUCGCUAAUUUACUUGUUCGCGACAAGUCCGAUCGAGUUUAAACUACCUCUGGUUAUGUAUAUGUGAUUAUGCAUGUAUCGGAUGGAUACGAAAUCAGUUAGCUUUAUUGGUUGUAAUUGUGAACCCCCCUCACAUUUGAUGUCAAUGACUAAUGUUGUUUAUCUUUUUAUAAUCGUGAAUCAAUGUCACAUCAAUAUAGAAAACGAAUAAUUCGAGAAAAGAGGUAAUUUGGUAAUUUUAUCGAAUGAUGUUUUAAGAGAUCUUGGGAAAAUUUUAUUACGUAUUACUUGUGUGGAAAAGAGAACGAAAUUUAGAGUAUGUCUAUGGGGUUGCCACUAUAUAGGCCAGAUGUAUACCGAUCCUACUUACAGUAGAAAGGUUUUACAACUGCAUGUACCUGAAUAAUAUUUACAUUUAAAUGUCCUAUAAUAUUUGGAAACUAAAAAUCUAAUCAUGUGUUGUUAAGAAAUGCUGACAAAUAUAAAUUCAGUCAUUUAAAAACAAAUCUCAUCUUUUACUUGAUUAUCCCUUCCUAUAUUGUCACAAUUAUAUUGUGUUGUAUAUUCUUCUGUAUUUUGUAUUCUUAAAAUGUGGUAACCCUAAGUAUGUCUCUAAAUUUUGAUUACAUUAUUAUAUACAUGCAAUAGAAAUUUUUAAAAUAUUUUCAAUUUACAACAUUAUAUAUAAAUACAAAAAAAUAUUGAAUACAAUAAUUUAAAAUAUAAAUAAAUAAGAUAUAUCCAAUAGAAACAUUUAAAUCAAUUUUUUACAAGAAUGAACAAUUUAGCUAUAUUCAUUAUUUAGUUGAUUGAUUAGUACAAGUAACACACUUUUAAUGCAAAGUUCUAUCAUGUUUUUUUUUUUUAUAAUUUGCUUGAACGACUUUUUUCACUGACCUUGUUAUCCAUCCAAUAUUAUGUUACUAUGCGAAUAUACAUUAUAAACUAUUUUUAUUUCAUCGGUAGUUGACCUCCGUAUUAAAAAAUAACAAAUAGUGAUGUGGAAGCUACAUGGUUGACUUAUGUGUGUCAAUUAAAUUAGUGAUAUAAAUACACAUUAAUUAACCGUGUUUUAAAGCGACUACUUAUGCCGCGGGUCAGCGUGAAUAUAACCAUAUAUUGUAUAUUGUAGAAGUGUUUAAAGGGUAAAUGAUAUUAAUAUAAGAGAAUGACGCGGGAGAGAGAAAAAUUGUCCACUUAUGUGAACAUAUUUAGCACAUUGGCACUUAACAGAUCUACAAAUUUACUUAAAACCAAUAUACAUGUAUAGAUAUAUGUAACAUAAGGCUGGUCCUGUAAAUAAAGAUGUUGAACAUGAUCUUUUUUUCUUUUUUUUUUUUUUGGAAUUGACAGUGUUCUAAAUGCCGCGUACUUUUCUUUUUCAUGUACUUCUUACUCCAUCAUUGAGCAUCCUCGAGAAUGUAUAUCUGUUAUUUGUAAUGAUGUGCUAUCUUUUUUUUAAAUAUUAGGUUGAUCAAGAAAUUUAUUCCUUUCCUACAUAACUAUAUGUUAUGCUAGGAUAAUAUAAAAUUAAAUUGAACAAAUUUUUUGAUUAACGUGAUAUUAUAUUUUUCAUGCUCCUGCGUUUUUUUAUUAUACGUCUUAUUAAGAUUUGAAAUUUUGUUGCAACUUGUAAAAUAACAACAUAUAUAUACAUCUAUAUGUACAUAUGCAUACACGCAUACAUACAAAUGCCAUACACACACACACACACACACACACACACAUAUUAUAUAUAUAUAUAUAUAUAUACAUUAUAUUUACUAUAAAAAAAUGUUUUUAAUGUUGAUGUCGAGUGAGGAAGUCAAGAUUAUCAAAUAAUAAAGGCCUCUGUAUAAUACGAUCGUUACAUAAGUGCAAUGUGUCGGAAUUGUGAUGUUCGAGAUAAUUUGUUCCUCGUUGUCAGUUUUAUUAAUGAAAAGGCUUGACUUUCUUCACACAUACACACACACACACACACACACGUGCGCGCGCGCGCACACACACAUACACAAGUCAAUCAAUGAUAAAAAUAUACAAUUUUUUUAUGUGGAAGCAUACCGCUGAAAUAAGGGGUAUUUAAUUGACUUCUGUAUAUGAAACUCAUGUCGCAUAAUCGAUGAUCGCGCGUAAAGAAGGCAUCGAAUUGCACUUGUCUCUUUGAUGCUUGACUUUCCUCGCGAUCUUAUAGUACAAAGAACAAGUCUAAACUGUCUGUGUUCGGUGUACUCAUUCUCUUCUCUCUCUCUUUUUCUCUCAAUUAUCGUACUGUCAUUAGUCAUGCCGGUGAUGACUUUUAUUAAUAUAUUUUCUAACUUUGGACAUGGUAUACGUCAGCUUGGUUGUCGAGCUUGUAUGAGCCUCUCAUAUCUCAAGUCAAAUCGAGCAAUCCUUCUUUAUGUAAAUUUUGUAAUUUUAGAUACAGAGUACUAAUCAUGUGCCUUGGUACUAAAAUUAAAAUUAAAAGAUUUACAAAAAGUAAAGUUGCUCUGGAGUUUAGCUUUCUUAUAAGAUAAAGUAAAUAAAGGAAUAUACAUUCAAAUAUCUUAGUUGUGUGCGAACAUAUGCGGAAAAGAAAAGAGAAAGUGUGUGACAACGCAUAAUAUUUCUAUGAGUCAGGUAUUAUUUGCGAGAAAUGUCAAUUUAAAAAAAGUUGUCAUGAGAAAAUCAUUCAAAGAAUAGAAUUGUUGAUUUUUAUGAUGCGUGCAAGCUAUUUUAUAUAUUAUUGAUAAGUUACGACGAAAGACAACCAAGCGUUACUACGAUUUAUAUAGUACUUUUAUAUUGUGCACUAUAGUUAUAUUAAAUCUCAUUUAUUAUCACGAAAUGAAAUAGAGAUAUCUCAAUCUUAUCAAAAUGGAUGAAUUAUGUAUGCAUAAUUUUAUUAUUCAUAUAACUUGAUGGACAUUAAAAGACUUGUCUGUGAUUAGAGUUGCAUAUAUUAAAUGGCACUCUUGUAACAUGAAAUUAAAAAAGUGAUGAGAGAUUAAUCCUCUAACUUUUUUUUUAUCUAAAAUUAAAGAAGAAUUUUUCUUUAUGUAUCUUUUAUAUAAUGAAUGACAAUAUUUAUGCGAAAUAUUGAAAAUGAGUGGAUACCAAUGCAACACAGACAGACGGCUCUACAGUUUAUUAAAUAUGCUACAAAGUAAAGUUUACCUUUAUAUGUACCAUUGUAAAUAUCUAUUACGUUAUUAUAUUUUAUACUCUGCUGAUUGCACGUAUAAGACUUUUCGAUUUCUUUCUAUAAAAACAAAAACAAAAGCGAUUAAGUGUGAUUGUAUUUUCUUCUUGUACACCUCUAUGAAUAUAUUAAAUGCAGAAUGUGUGGCACGUUUUGAUGCCGCUUGGAUUUUUGUAAAAUCAAAUUGUAUCAAUUGUAUAUAAUUCAAGCUAUUGAUUUUUGAAAAUUUCAAAGAUUCUUGCUUGGUACGCAAAAAAUGUUUUCUAACAACGUUCUUAACAAUGUUAUAUAUAUUAUAUUGAGAGUCACAAAUGUAUUUUUUUCCUCCUUAAUUUAUAUUAGUUUAUGAUGAAGCUAAGAAAAGCGUAUCGAAACAGGAUAUAUAUGCAGAAUGUAACAGGUAAGCUUUGAUUAUUCGCCUGAUUGUAAAAUUCAAUUUAAUAUUGUAUUUUGAAAAAAAAAAACAAUAAUUAUUUAUGUUACUAUGUAUUGAUGAAAAGACUAAUCAUAAAUUUUCAUUAUAACGUAUAUGGCUUGUUGAACAUUGCACGCUGACAAAAGAAUAGCGUUUUCCGUAAAAAAAAUAAGAUAAAAAAAAAAAACUUUUUAUAUAUUACCUUUCCUGCAGUUUGCUCAAACAAAAUAUAAAUACAUUAUGUAAUACAAUAUCUUAUGAAUAUUCUCAUUAAUUUUAUCAUCGAAGAAAACGAUCCAUAUACGAAUACGUGAAUUAUUUUGAAUGAGUCUUAGCCGGCCGAUAUUUGUACGAGCGAAAAUGUUUGUAAAAAAUUUUCUAAUAUGUAAUUUCAGUGUUUUUCUCUAUCUGUUAAGCACUAUGUAAAUUUCGAUAUAACUAUUAAGAAACGUCAAAUAUGUAAUUCGCGUUCUGCAACACUUCGGUAGGAAAUCCACCUUCACAAAUUAUUUUAUAUUUUUUUUUAUCAUUUUUACCUUGCAUUUAAUUUUCAUUAUACAUUCUUUGGCUAAAUGAAUAUUUUUGCAACAGCAUACAUACACACACACAUACCGAAAUAAUAUUCUAGGAAAAACUAAAAUUCAACAGUCUAUGUAAUCGGAAAAAUCAAUUUGUCGGGUUUUAAAGAUUAAAAAUAUAUCAUGCUCACGAUACAGCAUAAUGUAAUUAUUAUUAUAUAUACACAUAUGUUCUGAAUGUGAUAUCUUUUAUUUUAUAUUAUAAUAGUUUGUCGACUCAAAAGUCGAGAAUAUCUUAAAAUAUACAGAAUUGAUUUCUAGAAAAUGAAUCGUCAUACAUAAUUGUCGAAAUGAUAAAAUGACAAAUAAAUAUUUUAUUUCUUAUUUUAUAUAUUCGGAUGAUUUCUUACCAAGAAAUUAUAAUAAUCAAUGUGUAUAUGUGGAGAUGAAUACAUUAUGAAUGGUCAAAGAAAUUUAGCAAAGAUUUAUAAAAAUGUUUGCAAUCAAAUUGAUUAAAAGAGUACUGAUGUUUAUUUGGUGCAAGAAUUAUUAAUGGCGCAGAGCAUGAUAAAGCUUGACAAAACAAAUUUGUAAAUAAAAUACAAUUUUUUUUUAAUCGGAUAAAUUUUUCAUUUUUGAUUUGGUGAGUGACACAAAUCAAUGUCAACGUCAAGUUUGCAUGAAUUCGGCUAACUGUUAUUAAAUAUUAGUAUAUAUAAUGAAAAAGAAAUGCAAGUAUAUAAAGAAAUUUAGAAAAAAAUAUGUAAUUAUGAUUAAUAAAAAAAUAUAAUAUGUUGGGGGAAAAUUAUAUGUACAUGCAUAGUUAUUGUGUCAAGACUGAAUUAUCAAGACUUCGUAGAAGGUGGAACAUUUUUGUAAAUAAUAUUACCAUCUGGAAGAAAUAUAUAUGUAUUAUAUGAAUAUUA